Molecule: messenger RNA, 6378 nt
Organism: Anolis carolinensis (green anole)
Lineage: Eukaryota; Metazoa; Chordata; Lepidosauria; Squamata; Anolidae
Gene: acad9
Product: acyl-CoA dehydrogenase family member 9
Exons: 18
Coding region: 119-1966 (615 amino acids)
Molecular function (GO): acyl-CoA dehydrogenase activity; flavin adenine dinucleotide binding
Source: RefSeq, a predicted model, not a curated record
GAAAGAAGAAGAAGGCGCUUGGGGGCGGGGUGAUGCUGCCGCCUGAGGAGAAGAGCCGCCGCACUACGUCAUCGCUGCGCGCCUCUUCCGGCUUUUCCUCCGUGAGGGCGAGCGGACCAUGAGUCGCCGGAGUUUGCUUCUCCUCCUCCGCUCGGCGCGGGCCGCGUUCCCCGGCGGGACCAGGCCCUUCGGCACCUCCUGCCCGCGGCCUGUCUUCGCCAAGGAGCUUUUUCUGGGGAACUUCCGCAAGGAGGAGGUGUUUCCUUAUCCUGAAAUUAGCAAUGAAGAGUUGGAAGAAAUCAAUCAGUUUGUGGGUCCAGUGGAAAAAUUCUUCAGAGAAGAAGUGGAUUCUAAGAAAAUUGAUCAUGAUGCUAAGAUUCCAAAAGAAACACUUGAUGGGCUGAAGAGCUUGGGUCUCUUUGGCAUGCAGAUUCCCGAGGAGUAUGGUGGCCUUGGUCUUUCAAAUACAAUGUAUGCACGUUUAGGAGAAAUCACUUCUCAGGAUGGGGCUAUUGCAGUCACUUUGGCAGCUCACCAAGCUAUAGGGUUAAAGGGAAUCCUUAUCGCGGGCACCAAGGAGCAAAAAGAAAAGUAUCUACCCAAACUGGCUUCAGGGGAAUACACUGCUGCAUUUUGUCUCACUGAACCAGGAAGUGGAAGUGAUGCUGCAUCCAUCCAGAGCAGAGCUACUUUGAGUGAAGAUGGGAAACAUUUCAAAUUAAAUGGUUCAAAGAUAUGGAUCUCAAAUGGUGGUAUUGCAGAUAUCUUUACUGUGUUUGCAAGAACUGAGGUUACUGAUAAAGAUGGUACAGUAAAAGACAAAAUUACAGCUUUCAUUGUAGAAAGAGCUUUUGGCGGAGUCACUCACGGAAAACCAGAGGAUAAGCUGGGCAUCCGAGGAUCGAAUACUUGUGAACUUCACUUUGAAAACACAAAAAUCCCUAUAGAUAAUGUUAUUGGACAAGUUGGAGGAGGUUUUAAGGUUGCUAUGAAUAUCUUAAACAGUGGAAGAUUUAGUAUGGGCAGUGCAUCUGCUGGGAUGAUUAAAAAAUUGAUUGAAAUGACAGCAGAAUAUGCUUGUACAAGAAAACAGUUUAAUAAGAAGCUUAGUGAAUUUGGAUUAAUUCAGGAAAAGUUUGCCCUCAUGGCUCGGAAAGCAUAUGUCAUGGAAAGCAUGGCCUACCUUACUGCAGGAAUGAUGGACAGCCCAGGGAUCCCAGACUGCUCCAUUGAAGCUGCCAUGGUUAAAGUGUUUAGUUCUGAAGGUGCUUGGAUUUGCGUGAGUGAAGCUUUGCAGAUCCUCGGAGGCCUUGGCUACAUGAAAGAUUAUCCAUACGAACGCUAUCUCAGGGACAGCAGGAUACUCCUGAUUUUUGAGGGAACAAAUGAAGUUCUGCGAAUGUAUAUUGCUUUGACAGGCAUGCAAUAUGCAGGCAAAAUCUUAACUGAAAAAAUAAAGGAGAUUAAGAGGGGGAAUGUGAUGGUGGCAUUGAACGUGUUUUUCAACAAGUUCCGUGACAGCAUGGGCAGAAAAGUAGAUCUAGGAUUAGUUGGAAAAGAUGGAGUGGUGCAUCCCAGUCUGGAAGAAAGUGCCAAGAAACUUGAAGAGAAUGUUUAUUAUUUUGGAGUUACAGUUGAAGGCUUGCUGAGAAGGUUUGGCAAGACUAUUGUAGAUGAACAGAUGGUUCUUAGGAGAGUGGCAGACAUCCUCAUUAAUCUGUAUGCAAUGACAGCAGUUAUAUCCAGAGCUAGUCGAUCUAUUGCCAUUGGUUUGCGUAAUCAUGACCAUGAGGUUCUGCUUACAAAUAUCUUUUGUACUGAAGCUGGUUUCCAGAAUAACUAUGCAAUGGCAGAGUUGGAAAAAUUUGCUCCUGAAAACAUGGAUGACAGUAUUAAAAAAGUGGCAAAGCAAGUGCUGGAAAAGAGAUCCUAUAUUUGUUCCCAUCCACUCGACAGAACUUUCUGAAGGCUGGGAAACAGCAAUUGAAGUGCUUCGUUUUAAACAUACUAAUGGUUGAACUAAAUCCUUCUUGACUAAGAAGCCAAAUGAAUGGGGGACAUUUUAUGAAACAGAAUCUUCAGAAGUGCAAUUAUUAUAAAAUAAAUUGUGCUAAUUCUUUUAUGCCUGAAUAGACAUGACAAGAAUCCACCCACUACAGUGAUGUGUACCAGGUUACCCUCCAAAGGUUGCUGGACUGUAAUGCCCAUCAGCCCUAAUCGGGAUAGCAAGGGGUGAGAACUUUUGGGAGUUGUAAUCCAUCAACUUUCAGAGGGCCACAUACACCCCAAGCAUGGUCUGUGUGCAGCAGAGAAUGACAGGGUUGAGAACUUAUGAGAAAACAAUUGGCUGCUAGAUAUGCUCAGCCUGGAAGAAAACCUAUGAAUGGGAAAGAUAGGAAUGGUCUAAAAGGGAAUCAGCAGAUGGAGCAAGCCUUGGUUUCUGUUGUUCCAGAAGACAGGACUACAGUGUUGAGUAGAGAUGUAACCAAACCUUAUCAAGCCAUAAAAGGAGGGAAAAGAAAGGGGAAGCACUGGGUUUUUAUGUCACGAAAUUAGAACUACUAAUUCAUCCCCCCAAUUUACCUGCAUCAUGCACAUCUUCCGGCAAGAUUUGAUCUUUGAAAGCUGCUUGUUUUGAGGGCAUCAUCUUAUGCUGAAAUGAAUGUUUAUAACAGACUGUUCUGAAACACAAAUAAUUCAUAAAUUGGAAUUAAGUUAAAUAUAUGACAAAGAUAUAUAGUGUCUCAAGAUACAGAAUAUUCAUAUUCAUGAAUUUAAAUUCUUAUUUAAACACGUGUGGUACAAAACAUGUAUGCAGUGUAUGAGGCUUGAGGAAAAGUUAGGUAAACUUCUCUAGAGAUAAAUGUAGAGCUCAAUUUUCUUCAGAUUAUCUAAAAUAAAGAUGUAAAUAUAAUUUUAAACAAGUUUUAGAACAGGAGACUCCCCAUACGAUGUAAAUCUUGGAAUUGUUAAUCCUGCUGAGAUGGGGUUAAUAUAAUGAAGGUGGUACACGUAUCUUUUCUUAAAGCAGGACUUCAUGUUAAAGGUAUGGAAUGUUCUCCUGCUAACAUAAUAUUUUAAUGAUGAAGUCAUGACAAUUAUUUUCCAUUUAGACACACAUGUAAGUUGAUGUAUAAGAGUCAUUCUACUAAGAGGAGAGAGCGCCCAUAAUGCUUCCAGGGGCCAGCACCACCACCAAGUCCUGCCCAGUUCCCAACAGCGUCUCCUCUCCUUUUCCUCAAAAAAAAAGGACUUUUCUUUAUGUGCAUGUCCUCACUUUUUCUUUCUCACAUACUGAUGCAUAUAUAUGCACACAUAGAUCGGUUGCAGCUGCUGCACAUGAGAAGAGAAGGGGGUAAUGAGUAAGAAGCGACUCAGAGGUGAAGGAGCCACAGCUUCUUCCCUGGAGACUGAGGUGCUUUAUGCCAAACAUCAUUGGGGUAGCUUUCCAAAGUUAGCACAGCAGCAAAUGAGGGAGGACAAUCUUCCUCUCUUAUUCACGAUGCCCUAGUGAUGCCAUCUCUCCUUACACCCCCCCCCCCCCCACACACACACACACAGUCCUGCACUCACACCCUGUUCUGGUUCUGGCAGCAGUGAUACCUGGGUGGCAGGGCUAGUGGCAGCCCUGUCAGUAGCUCCAGAACAGCUCUAUAGGCUCACUGACUGCCCACAGACCAGAGGAAAGGCGCCAGAGACAGAACAGGUGCAUGAGCACAGGGCCUUACCAAUCUAAACAGCCAUGGUGGUGUGGUCAAAACAGCAGGUGAGAUGGAGGCAUAGGCAGGGAGAGAAAGAGUGCUCUUCUACUUAAAUUGUGAGCAACCCAGAAGGGAAGGUGCAGCACAGGGAUUGUGAAGGAGGCCCAGAGGAGUGACAUCAUGUGUCCCAUACAGGUUAGAGAUUCUGGAGGUUGCAGCAGUAAUCCCCAGACAUAUAUACUUAUUGAGGCCACUGUUUGCAAGCAUUUAAAAAGACCAGAAGUGAUGCCAUGUUGGAGAAAGUACUUAUACUGAUCCAUAUAUAAGUUGGCUCAGGUUUGUUGGGUUGAUCAUCAGAUUUUUUCAACUUAAACACGAGUGCAUGGAAGUACAGUAGAGUCUUGCUUAUCCAAUAUAAACGGGCCGGCAGAACGUUGGAUAAGCAAAAAUGUUGGAUAAUGAGGGAUUAAGAAAAAGCCUAUUAAACUUCAAAUUACAUGAGUUUACAAAUUAAGCACCAAAACAUCAUGUUUUACAACAAAUCAACAGAAAAAGUAGUUCAAUCCACGGUAACAUUAUGUAUUAAUUACAAAAUUAAUUAUUUACAAAUUUAGCACCCAAACAUUGCAAUGUAUUGAAAACACGGACUACAAAAACAUUGACUACUAAAAGGCAGACUGCGUUGAAUACAGAAUGUUGGAUAAAUGAAGGCUGGAUAAGCGAGACUACUGUAAUUCAAAAGGGAGCAACUGUAACUCUUCAAACGCAUCAGUAGAUCUUUGCAGUUUUAUCUUGUUAUGUCAAUUGAGUAACUUACCUGAAGUCUGCUCCUUUCAGAGUUUUAAAAAAAUUGUUUUGCCUGUCGUAGCAUGGAAUUAUAUUGAUAUUUGCCAUCAAGCCUCGGUGGGGAUCAUCUCCAGGAACAUAUCCUUUACCAAAUCUGACCUCUACCACUUCAUCAAAUUUCUCUGCAACUGGAGUAGGCUAACAGAACAGAAGCAGCAAGUAUCACAACAUAACUUCUUGAUUUUACUGAACAGUUUUGCAACUAAAUGGAACUAGAUGUUCAUUUCAGCCUAAAACUCUUUAUGUUAAAAUAUACUAUGUUAUAACGUUGCAGCUAAAGAGUGAAUGGACACAAAAUCAAUCCCUCUUCAAAUUCUUUAUUCAAAAAUAUGUUGGUGUUAUAAGCAGCAAAUAUGCUGUAAGAUUAAAAAUUUAUAUUUUACUGCUGCCAUUGACAAAAUCAAAACAUUUAGGAAACCAUAUGAACUCGGUAUGCUCUGAUAAUAUGCUGAAAACAGUUCAAUUAUGGAUUGUUGGAUUUGUGAAUAAAGAUGCUUACCUGCAUCUUUAGGGACAACUUCAUAGGUUUAUCCUUUAGGAGGUCUUGGAAACGGUCAAGCUGGCAACUGGCUUUUGGUCCCCUUACAAUGAGCUCAGUGCCUGGCCAGCGCCUAUAGACUUUCAGAGCAGUGUUGCAACAGAUUUCUUUCUUAGGUUCUUUAGUCCAAAUGUGUCCAUUGGAAAAGCAAGAACAGAACAAGAUUAUGAAGUAGCUAUCGGAUAACUUCAUUCAGACUUUAAAAAAAAACCUGGUACCUUUUUCUCAUGUACAGUAGAGUCUCACUUAUCCAACAUAAAUGGGCCGGCAGAAUGUUGGAUAAGCGAAUAUGUUGAAUAAUAAGGAGGGAUUAAGGAAAAGCCUAUUAAACAUCAAAUUAGGUUAUGAUUUUACAAAUUAAGCACCAAAACAUCAUGUUAUACAACAAAUUUGACAGAAAAAGUAGUUCAAUACGCAGUAAUGCUAUGUAGUAAUGACUGUAUUUAUGAAUUUAGCAGCAAAAUAUCACGAUGUAUUGAAACAUUGACUACAAAAAUGCGUUGGAUAAUCCAGAACGUUGGAUAAGCAAGUGUUGGAUAAGUGAGACUCUACUGUAAUUUUUCAAAUUUCUUUCAGUGUAUGUAAUUUUCAACCUGUUUUAAUGAUACCACAGUUUGAGAUCGGAACAAAAAGGUGAAAGGGGCAAAGCAACGGCAAUGCAUUAAUAGUGGGCAAAAUUACCGUAAUGCAUUAACAGUGAACAAGCAUCGCCUCAUUCCAUUGGUGCUCUUUAUGCUUUGACCCAUUGAUUUUAGUAAGCUCAAAGGGGAGGGGGGAUGACUUGGUGGCUCUUGUAAUUAUGUGGCUGUCUGUAACUUGUAUCAUCCUUCAAUACUGCCUAUAUUGGCUGUAACCGCAGUAAAGUCCAAACUAUGGAGUGGUAGUGUGUGCAUAUUCUCCACCAUAGCCUAAUAUGUUUUUUAAACCAAUAAUCACUUUAGAACAUUGCAGUGGUGGUUCUGCACAGGAGCAAAGUCCAUUUGUGUGUGGUGCAGAGACUGUGAGAAGAAGUUUUAAUUUCAGUGAAAGAAGAAUGGAUACCAGUAGAAAAAAGCAAAAUAAAAACUAGCCAUCUAUAACAAGCACCAGAAAGAAAGGUUCCCUUCCCUUAUUAAAAGUGCUGUGCCACGGUUUUUCUGUUUCUUAAUACUAUAGCCACUUUCGCCACAAAUGAAAAGCUUCCAACCAUAAGAUCCAAAAGAGAAGGGGAAACUGCUGAGGCCAUUCUACAUAAUUUUAUAGUGUUGUUAUGGCUGCAUCCACUAAAACGUGAAUAAAACAUAAUGGCCAGUA